Vitrella brassicaformis is the source of this 3994-nucleotide messenger RNA. The record is from the annotation of a GenBank genome assembly. NCBI's taxonomy places the organism in Eukaryota, Vitrellaceae.
CCCAUGUGAGAAAGAUAUGGUAGUGUAUCCAUUUGUUGAAGGGCGAACUACGACAUUGACGCGCAAGCCCGAAAAAGCAGCAGUUUCGAAAAAGUCGCCAUGCACCAGGCCACGGCCUUCUUGAAAUGAAUAAUGCAUCUGACAAAAGAGGAUCCAAUUGCACUACCACAUCACAUCACUUCACCCGGCCGCCCCGCUCACAAUCCCGCCUGCAACACUAGCAGCACUUCUAUCUCAUCGGCGACCAUGGAUUUCACCCUCCCUUCCUCAGCUAUGACUUCCACCCGGCAUUGUCCUGCCGCUGACGCUGCCGGGUCGAGUGCCCACAGUCUCAGCCCCCGCCCCUUGAGGCCCACGAUCAGCUUCGCGACUUGGUCCACGCCAUUGGGCUCGAUGUCCCUUCGCAGCACAGAGACACACUGCGGCGUCGUUAAGGGUGACUGGAAGGUGGGCAGGGAGAGGCCAGCUGUCUUGAAAACGAGGGCAGCCACCUCAUAGUCGUUGGAGACGCGCGCAGUUGGUAGCUGAGGGGGCGGCAGGACGCUGGCGUCGAUGAAGCAGCCACUAAGAUUUCUAUUGGCCCGCACGAGGAACAGCAGGCAGCUGGCAUCACCCACACGAUCGAGCAUGUCGGUGUACGCAAACCCGUGCACAGUGGCUCUGCAGUCAAUCAAGCACGCCAAGGAGACGAGAACAAGAGAAGAGCAUCAUAGGCUGAAGCUAUUGACGGUUUAUUUGGGGUCUCUUACUUGUGGAGCAGCUCAAUGCCUGUGAUCUGUAUGCCUGUCGUCUGCAGCACAGCCAUCAGCUGAGCGGCGGAUGCGGUCACAGAGGGGCUGGGGAUGCACGGCCCAUCGCCAUGCAGCCGCUUCAUGGGCUCCAUCACCAGGCCGUGUCUCUGAAUCACCGCCAUGAGUGGUGCCUUCAGCCGCCGAGGCGCAUACGGCGGGUCGACCACAGUCAUGGGUGCAGCGGCACGGAUGCGGCCGGCGAAGUCGAUGGCGAGCGCAUCGGCUGCGAUGUUGGCAUCGUGUGAGGGAAGAUACUGUUUGAGCAUUGACGACAGGCGAUUCACGGUGUCCCUCAGACUGGUGAUCAUUGCAAGCCUCCGGUGGGGGGCUCCUGCUGACAGAAGUACCUCAAGAACGUCGGCGGCCGACGAGUGGACAAAGGCCGCCAUGCGCAACUGAUCAGCAGAGACACAAUGAAGGAAAGAAGAUAGCACUUUCUAAAUGAGCACCACAACGAACAUCAUUGCGGCCUUUCCCUUACUGCUGCGAUGUGUUGGCUCGUCAUGAACAGAUGCAGUAUUCCGUCCACUGAAUACACAUAUAUAAAUUUCCCCUCUAUCUCGGUGCGGCCUCUGAAGCGUCUCUCAAUUGCUUUGUUGAGGGCAUCCAGAUGGGAGUGUUGGGGCAGGGCGACUGUCAGCUGGGAAAUGGACUCAAUCUCGAGAAGCGACCAGAUGCUCGACAGAAUGAAGACGCCUGGAUCGACCACAUCGGCAGACGGCACUGAGACAAGGGAAACACGGAGACAGAGAGCCGUAAUCUGAUCAGCGAGUGGACAUACUCUUCACUCCUUCGGUACUUACCGUCUAAGUACAUGUCAAGCUUCUUGAUGUGGGGCAUUUGGUCCUUGUGAUCGCCCAGUGUGAUGCCCUCCCUCUCAUCCUCGGCCUUGAUUAUCUCACGGCUAGUCUCAGACACAUAGCCCAGAUGCAGCCAGCCGAUCGUCCCACCACCUCCGUUGACGAGAGCCUGGCGCGCCUCUCUUUCGCUGCCGCAGAUGGUGAAGUCACAGAUGGCUGACAUGUGGAGACGUGUGGCUGCCGCAAGCAGUGCAGCAACCUCUCCCCCGAGCAGCAUCUUGACUUUCUGCAUCCUCUGCUGGAUACCCAGUGAAAUCUCCCCCCGCCAGCUAUCCCCCUCUUGACUCAGCCGCUCGAGUGUGAGCCUUUCGGGCAUUUUCCAAGGACGAAUAGACCUCAGAAUGUCCAACACGUCUGUAACGGCCAUGUCCAUCAGCUGCAGGCUCUGAAGAUUCGGCCCCCUUCUCAACAGCAGUUUGGCGACUCCCAGCCCGAUGCGGCUCUUGACGGUCAGACUCUUCACUCGAACAAGGCCGUCGGCCUUGAACGCUUUGAACUCGGGAGGCUCAGGUGGAAUGGCGUCGGCCGGCGGGGUCCAGCCCUGCUCGCAUUCGAUGGACAUGCUGAUUCCCCCAGCCGGACCGCCACAAUCUUCGAGCAUAAGAUUGUCCACCAAGCUCUUGUCGAUAGGCCCGUUGUAUGGCCUGGCCACUUGGUCUUGGGUGACGGUCCAGGCAUAGUGGUAUGCCGAAGGUGGUGUCCCCUGGAUGCAGCUCUCAACAGAAGGAGAGCCGGGAGGCCUCUGUUGAGGCUUCAUCCUCACGUUGUAGCAAGUUAGCAAAGCACUGAGGAGCUGGGGACCACAGCCAGGCACUUUGCCGAAGCGGGUGUACCCCAGCAGAUGGGUGAGUGGGAUGUCUCGGAUCUCUCCACCAGAGGGGCAAACAUAACAGUUGACCGCGCCCGAUGGUGAGCAGGUCGCGUCGAUGAGUGAGGCGAGGGCCUUGAACGUCGCGUAGUUGUUGAGGAGGAGCCAAUGGCAAUCGCUGCGACGCAUCUUUAGGUGCAAGUAGCUGAUGGACUUUGAGCAGCCGCGAUCCAGCAAACACUUCUGAAAGCAGAUCGCAAUCGAGGCAGAAGCAUGUCGACGACAUAGCCUCCGCCCCGCUUAUUUCCGUGCUCUUUCCCUUUCUGUGUGACCUGCAAGUCCCGGAGGCCGUCUUUGAUGUCGGUCGAUUCGAUCUCGUAGAGCUUGAUGGUAGGAAUCCUCCGAAGGUUUGCGAGAGGGCCCGGAAUUCCCUGCUGUCGCACAGGAGUGGACUCCAGCAACUCAGCCGCUGCGAUGGUAUCACUUCCGUAAUCGCAGGCAGCUCUAGAUGUGCAAGGGACUGCGUCGUGGCGAUGAAGGGCUUGAUGUGCGCUAAGCCGGCGGAUAUUGAAAGAACACGCUCGACAGCCGGCAUGGACCAUCCCCGCCCCUCGAUCACGCAGUGGACACUUCUGACCCCUUUGACAUCUGUGAGGGCUAGGAGGCUGAUGGAUUGCGAUGGGGCGGCAGCAGGAGGGGUAGGAUUGAUGGUGGCCAAUUGAUUGAUCUCCGGCCGUCCGCUGUCUGGAAGCACCACGGCUUCGAAGGUCAGUAGCCUGAGCGAUCCCUCGGCCAUCGUGGUCGCCGGCCUCUCCUUCUCGCGCGCCGCCUGCCGUCCCGCCACAUGGCCCUCCACCAGUGCAAUGACGAGCCCACGGCACCAUCCAUUUGCGACAAAACGGCGGCCAGCCGAAACCCCUUCUGCCCCAUCAGGUGUCUGCGGGCAGCGGUGGAUGAGACACUUAAGGUUAAUCAUCUGUUUGCCCAGCUCGUAUGCCGUCUGCGGGGUCAUGGCAGACCAGAAGAUUCUCUCCCGUGUGUUGGAGGAGUCGAUGACGAGCUCGGUGUAGUGCUCGAGCACGGCCCCACUGAGUGGGGAGGGCAGUGGUGGCUUCAGACACCACACGGGAGUGACAAACGCAUACACGCCAAGAUGAAGCUCCCGAGGCUGCACAGUGCAAGGAAGGGCAGCGGACAGUUUCUGGUGCUGAGCCCUUUGUUUGUCGAUGGAUGCCUACCAAAGCAAUGCCGGACCAGAAUUGGAGGCGAAUGGCCUGUCAUUCAGCGAAUUCAUCCGUCAGCCGAGAGACGCACAAAAGAGACGAAUGAACGAUGACCAACGUUCACAUAUCUUCGCAUGCCUCACCUUAAAGACGGCAGCUAUCGCUUCAUCACUGGCCGCAGAAGCAUCGCUGCCACAUGCCAUGGCAUAUUGCCACAUAUUAUCUCGACCCUCUCCUACGGAAAGCAAUUUGGGGGAGGGUGGUCGUCUGCAGGAUGCGGUCAGAUGUGAUUCAUUACCGUUGUAUGCGGCC